Messenger RNA from Balaenoptera ricei (Rice's whale), 2411 nucleotides. It is a transcript of the gene P2RX6, whose product is annotated as purinergic receptor P2X 6. Gene Ontology annotation, molecular function: purinergic nucleotide receptor activity; extracellularly ATP-gated monoatomic cation channel activity; ATP binding. The transcript is spliced from 12 exons. Gene Ontology annotation, cellular component: nuclear inner membrane; plasma membrane. The record is from RefSeq and is a predicted model, not a curated record. Gene Ontology annotation, biological process: monoatomic cation transmembrane transport; response to ATP. NCBI's taxonomy places the organism in Eukaryota, Metazoa, Chordata, Mammalia, Artiodactyla, Balaenopteridae. The coding region runs from base 19 to 1200 and encodes 393 amino acids.
CUGACAGGAUCUGGGAGCAUGGGCUCCCCAGGGGCCGUGGUGGGCUGGGGGCUUCUGGAUUACAAAACGGAAAAAUACGUGAAGACCCGGAACUGGCGGGUGGGCGCCUUGCAGAGGUUGCUGCAGCUGGGGGUCAUGGUCUACGUGGUGGGGUGGGCCCUCCUCGCCAAAAAAGGCUACCAGGAGCAGGACCUGGACCCCCAGAUUUCUGUCAUCACCAAACUCAAAGGGGUUUCUGUAACCCAGAUCAAGGAGCUGGGGAACCGGCUGUGGGAUGUGGCUGACUUCGUGAAGCCGCCACAGGGAGAAAACGUGUUCUUCUUGGUGACCAAUUUCCUUGUGACGCCAGAACAAGUUCAGGGCAGAUGCCCAGAGCACCCCUCCAUCCCGCUGGCUAGCUGCUGGGCCGACCAGGACUGUCCUGAAGGGGAGACAGGGACCCACAGCCACGGCAUAAAAACGGGCCAGUGCGUAGUGUUCAACGGGACCCACAGGACCUGUGAGAUCCGGGGCUGGUGCCCAGUGGAGAGUGGUGCUGUGCCCGUGAAGCCCCUGCUGGUCCAGGCCGAGAACUUCACGCUGUUCAUCAAAAACACCGUCACCUUCAGCAAGUUUAACUUCUCCAAGUCCAAUGCCUUGGACACCCAGGACCCAGCAUAUUUCAAGCGCUGCCGCUACGACCCGUGCUCCAGCCCCUCCUGCCCUGUGUUCCGUAUCGGGGACCUCGUGGCCGCAGCUGGAGGGGUCUUUGAGGACCUGGCGCUGCUGGGCGGUGCCAUGGGCGUCCACGUCCACUGGAACUGCGACCUGGACUCCAGGGGCUCUGACUGCUGGCCCCACUACUCUUUCCAGCUGCAGGAGUGGACCUACAACUUCAGGACGGCCACUCACUGGUGGGAGGCCUCGGGUGUGGAGGCCCGGAGUCUGCUAAAGCUCUACGGGAUCCGUUUUGACAUCCUCGUCACUGGGCGGGCAGGGAAGUUCGGGCUCAUCCCCGCAUUCAUCACUCUGGGCACAGGAGCAGCUGGGCUGGGCGUGAUCACCUUCCUCUGUGACCUGCUGCUGUUGUACGUGGAUGGAGAAGCUCAUUUCUACUGGAGGACCAAGUAUGAGGAGGCAAAAGCUCCAAAGGUGACUGCCAGCCCUGAGCAGACAAAACCGGCAUCUGCACCCCUGUACCUGGCUGCCCAGGCUCCUUAGAGGGGGCCCAGCGCCUGUACCAACGGCCAGGGCUGCUACCAGGAGCUGGACACCAAAGCCUUGGCCCUGGCCCCCGCUUGCUGGCCCAUUCCUGAGGCCUGUUCCCUGCUGUCGGGGGUCGGGGCUGGGAAGGGAGGGGCCUCGCCUUGGGAACCUCAUGGAUGGAGCCCCAGCAGGACCAGGGCAGGGAGUGGGAGAAUUCCAUCCUUAAACUCCCAGGCACACUGUCCCUACCCUGACUCUGGCCUCGGCAGGGUGCUGCCCAGGGAGCAGCAAAAGCCGCUAUUGCACAGAGACCUGCAGCAGAACAUGUCCCAGGGCUCUGGUCACAAGGGCUCCAGCUGUGUCUGGAGAACUCUCUCCCAGCUCUGUCACCAGGGCUUCCAGCAGCGGCCACUCACCAGUGGUCAGCACAGACCCUCCACUGGCCGUGCAGACUCCAGCCCUCUCCCCCGGCAGCACCCCCAUUGUAGGUAGAGCCCCCACCCUCUCAGCGCUGUUCCAGGGUCUGUGCUGCCAUAGUCUAGAGCAGGGUAGAAAGAGGUCUGACAAGAGGGCUGUCUCUGCUGCUCUGGUGCUGGGUGCCUGGGGCUCGUCCCCACCCAGUUUGGGGAGUCAUCCAUGGAAUUCAUAUUGGGGCAGGCAGAUGACCCAACCCACUAGGACCCGGCAAUGGCGCAUGCACCAGCCCUUCCCAGUGGUGGCCCUCAGACUGUGGAGGGCUGGGAUUGGGAGAAGAGGAUGGAGAAGCUGAGCCAGUGGUCACUGGGUCCUUUGGGACCGUCUGUGUGCUCCUUGGUGACACCCAGCCCAACCUCCUGGAACUUGUGGGGGUGGGGAGAAUGUAUAUCUGGAAUUCACUGCUACCCAAGGUCACACACCUAAGAACCAGCCCGAGGCAACUGCUCGAAUGAGGCCCUGUCCUUCGCUUCGAGUGGAGCCCAGUGGCCAGAAGGAAUGCCCCAAACAAAUUCCAGAGGCCCCGGCAGGCUGGCCUGGAUCUGGCUGUGACAUCCUCACAGGGUCUGAGUCCUGCCCGCUGGAGAACUCCCCAUGCGGCAGGGAGCCUACAGCUGGGAGGGAGGUACUGGCUGCAGGGGUCUGACCCUGUCUUGGCUCCAGGGCAGCGGCAGGGGUUUGGGAGUGCCCACCUGGGAGGCGAGGGGCUGCUUUCUCACGGGGCCCGGUGACCAGGCAUGCUGGCCGCUUGC